GACGAUGUCAGGAAGAACAGCUCCCUACGGUACAUGGGUAUCGCCCAUUUCAACAGAUGCAGUCACGAACGGUUCCGUGACCAUCAACGACAUCAUCGUAGACGCCAUUCGGUCUACUGUAUAUCACAUCGAACGAAGGCCUGCCGAGAAGGGCAGGUCUGUCAUCGUCAACACGCGCACCAAGGAGGAUGUUUUUGAUGAGAGGUGGGAUGCUAGAAGUGCUGUGCACGAAUAUGGAGGAGGGGCCGCUAUGGCUCAUGAUGGGAACAUCUAUUUCUCUCACGUCGUAGAUGGAAGGGUCUAUAAAAUAGAAGAGGGUCAUAUGCCUGAAGCUGUCACUCCAGACAGCAAAAAGACUUUGCGUUAUGCAAACUUUUCAGUUUGUCCCAACCAUCCGGAUCUUUUGGUAUGCGUCCAGGAAGACCAUACUGUGGACACACCUGAAACUGUUGUCAAUACACUGUGUGUGAUCAAUACUACCACCAAGACCGUUUUACCCCUCGAAUCUGGCGCCGACUUUUAUGCUGCUCCGGCAUUCUCUCCUGAUGGCACAAAGCUGGCAUGGCAACAAUGGAAUCACCCCGACAUGCCAUGGCAAGGGACAUUGAUAUAUGUCGCAAACGUGACGAUCGAGAGUCACCCUUCAAGUCUCAACCUCACGGAUCACUUUUCCAUCGCAGGUAAGGGACCAGACGCUGAAAGCGCCUCCUACGUCUCUUGGAUCAAUGACGACACCCUUCUUUUCUUGAGUGAUGCAUUUGGAGGAUACCGCAAUCCGUGGAAAUACUCCCUCGUCUUUGACGAGGCUCAGGCUGUUCUUCCUGCUUCCAUUGCUGAAGACUUUGGCGCACCAUAUAAACUUCUGGGCUCCUCGGCGUUUUCGAUGCUGGACGCAGAUGGCAAAGCGGCCAUGUUCAUGGCCUAUCGAAACGGGCGAAGUGUCUUAUAUGUGGUUGACUUGUCCGGAAAGACACAGCCGAGAGAGGUUGAAUGUCCAUUCGUGGACAUCUCUAGCGUUCAUCAAGUCAGUCAUGGCGAGUCACAAGUCGUGUUUUCUGGCAAGCGAAGCGACGGUGGAGAGGGAAUUGUGUUUUGUACGCUCACUGGAACUUCAAAUUCGCCGACUUUUGAGAUAUGUGGGCCCUCAGCUGAGCACAACUCUGCGUCCCCUGCCUCCACUACAAUUCCUUCGAAUUUCAUCUCACCACCUCAGCCAAUGACGCUCGCGAGAGAUGAUGGGCCAUUGUACGUUGUAUACUAUGCACCCCUCCACCCCGAUUAUUCUGGUUCCAGCAUUGCUGAAGAAAAGCCUCCUUGUGUACUGAAUGUCCAUGGGGGACCCACGGCUAUGGAGCCACAAUCACUUAACUGGGCGAAACAAUACUUUACGAGUCGUGGAUGGGCCUGGCUGGAUGUGAAUUUCAGCGGAUCAUCCAACUAUGGUCGCACAUACAGCGAUCGGCUGAACGGACAUUGGGGAGUGGUUGAUAUACAAGAUUGCAUCGAUGCUGCUCGAAUACUAUCUUCGAAGCCUUACUCUCUGGUCGAUGCAAAACGUAUCGUGAUCAGGGGAGGUUCCGGAGGCGGCUUCGCCGUGCUCGCAGCUGCGUCAACCGCAAAAGAUGUCACUGUUUUUGCCGCGGGGACAUCUUUGUAUGGUAUAUCAAACCUGAUCCUACUCGGGCAAGACACACACAAGUUUGAGUUGAGAUACAUUGACGGUUUGAUGGGUGGACCUGUAGAGAGGAUCCGGUCCGUUUACGAGGCUAGGUCGCCGAUCUACCAUGUUGAUAAGAUCACUAUACCCUUGCUGCUUCUCCAAGGAGCAGAUGAUAAAGUUGUACCAAAAGAACAGUCGGAGGAGAUUGUACAGAAGAUUAAUGCGCGGGGUGGGAAAGUUGAAUAUCACCUGUAUGACGGUGAAGGACAUGGAUUCCGGAAAGCAGAAACCAUUAAGGCUGCAUUGGAGGCCGAAUUGGGAUGGUAUGAGGAGGUUCUGGGUCUGAAGAAUUGAUGUAGAUGCGUAUUUGUGUAUCCCGUGUAUGAUAUUAAAUGAGAUUCUGUUUUGUUCCU
This is a messenger RNA of Serpula lacrymans var. lacrymans S7.9, 2073 nucleotides long. RefSeq lists its product as uncharacterized. Gene Ontology annotation, biological process: proteolysis. The transcript is spliced from 7 exons. Gene Ontology annotation, molecular function: serine-type peptidase activity. NCBI's taxonomy places the organism in Eukaryota, Fungi, Basidiomycota, Agaricomycetes, Boletales, Serpulaceae. The coding region runs from base 5 to 2014 and encodes 669 amino acids. The record is from RefSeq and is a predicted model, not a curated record.